AUGGAUGUCACCUUUGACAACAUCACCUAUACGGUAUCGACCGGAAAACGAGAAAAGAAAAAUGUACUAAACGGCGUCUCCGGGCGGUUCCAGUCCGGCGAGCUGACCGCCAUCAUGGGCCCAUCCGGGGCAGGCAAGUCCUCGCUGCUGAACAUCCUUACCGGCUACACGACGCACGGCGUGAAGGGAACGCUCGCGUUCGGCAGUAGCGGACGCACCAGUCGCAAGCUGUGCAGCUACAUCCUGCAGGAAGACUACCUACAGCCGCUCUUCACCGUGCACGAGAUAAUGCUGAUGGCCUGCGAUCUGAAGGUUUCGUCCGAGACUCACAACCGCAGCGAAAAGCUCCGACUGGUCGACAAAAUUCUCGACACGUUGCAGCUGAGCUUCUGCAAGCAGACGCGCUGCGGCAGCCUAUCCGGUGGCCAACGGAAACGUCUAUCAAUCGCACUGGAGCUUAUCGAUAAUCCGCCGAUCCUAUUUUUGGACGAACCAACGACUGGACUCGACAGCUCGUCGUCGCUGUACACCAUCAAGCUGCUGCAGGGGUUGGCGCGCGAGGGCCGCACCAUCGUCUGCACCAUCCACCAGCCGUCCGCCACCGUGUACGAGAUGUUCGACCACGUGUACGUGCUGGCCGAGGGCCACUGCGUGUACCAGGGCUCGGCGCUCAACACCGUGCCGUACCUGGGCUCCGUCGGGCUGCACUGUCCACCGUACCACAACGCGGCCGACUAUCUGCUCGAGGUUACCAACAAGGAGCACGGAAACUUUACCGAAGCGCUCGCGAAGGCCUCGACCGAUCCGAGCUGGCGAUUGCCUCCGCUCGUCGCACCGUCCGUGGAUCGGUUGGGCAGCCCGGCUGGGGUUCUGCUGGCGCCACCUCCACCUCCACCUCCCGGCCACUGUCUGCCCGCCUACGACAGCAAUCACAACGAUGCCAUCUACCGGAAGGAAGCGGAACCACUGACCGUGACGGAUCCGCUGAAACCGGACAAGCUACAGCUACACCAGCAGCAGCAACGGAGGCCGUCCGAGUUCGCCAAACUGUUGAUCCUAAUGAAACGCUCCAACAUCCAGCUGUACCGGGACUGGACGGUGACGCACCUGAAGCUGUUCGUGCACAUCGUGUGUGCCGUCGUGAUUGGGCUGCUGUUCGGCGACUCGGGCAUCAAUGCGACGAAAUCGAUCUCGAACGUGGCCUCGUUCAUGGUGCACAUCCUGUACCUCUGGUACACGACGCUCAUGCCGGGCGUGCUGAAGUAUCCGUACGAAAUGAACAUCCUGCGGAAGGAGUCGUUCAAUCGGUGGUACAAAAUACGAACCUACUUCAUGGCCUCCAUGCUCACGUCCUUACCGGUGCAGAUCUUCUUCUCGGUUGUCUACGCUUCGAUUGUAUACUCGAUGACGAGUCAACCGUGCGAGAUGGAACGCUACCUCAUGUUUACGGCCGUGCUCGUGCUGAACACCAUCGUCGCCGACGGAUUCGGGCUGUUUCUCGGAACGUUCCUGAAUGAAAUCAACGGAACGUUCAUCGGUGCCAUCAUGACCUGCUUCAUGUUUGUGUUUUGCGGCUUCUUCAUCAUGUUCAGUCACAUGUCGGACGCGAUGCGGGGCAUCAGCUAUCUGUCCUCGCACCGGUACGGCUACGAGGCGCUCGUGCUGACCGCGUACGACGACAACCGGAGCGACCUGGUGUGUCCGCAGGACGAGCUCUACUGUCACUAUAUCAAAGCCAACACGAUCCUGCGGGAGCUCGGCAUCGUGCCCGGCAACUAUCUGUUCAACGUGGUCACGCUGGUCAUACAUUUCGUCGCCAUCAAGGUGGUCGGAUUCUGGACGCUCAAGCGCAAGCUGAAGAUGGGCUGAGGCGUGCCGAAGGGGGUUCUGCUGGGAGCCUCUGUUUGCGGACCAGAUCCGGUUGACUCCUGAUCCUCGAAACGAGAGAAGGGACACCACCACCAUCACCAACACCAACCAAACCACAUACACACACACACACACACACACACA
This is a messenger RNA of Anopheles coustani, 2013 nucleotides long. Its product is annotated as ATP-binding cassette sub-family G member 1. Gene Ontology annotation, molecular function: ATP binding; ATP hydrolysis activity; ABC-type transporter activity. Bases 1 to 1869 code for a protein of 622 amino acids. Gene Ontology annotation, cellular component: plasma membrane. The transcript has 11 exons. Lineage: Eukaryota; Metazoa; Arthropoda; Insecta; Diptera; Culicidae. The record is from RefSeq and is a predicted model, not a curated record.